CGGUGUCGUAAAAUCAUUCUCAGUUGAAUUUGCGAGUUUGCAAGUAGUUUUUUGACAAACAGCUGAAUUUCAGUCGCAAUAAACUCUUUCAGGGGACUUUAAUUUUACGAAAUUGGAGGACAUCCGUGGUAUUAAGGGUCUUGUUAUUAUUAACGGCACGUAAAUUCUGCUCUGUUUUCAUUCUUGGUGUCGUUGGUUGCAUUUUCUGUGUCUUCUAUUAGUUUAUGUCUUUCAUCAACAAGAAAGACGAAGAUUUAAGCCCAGAAUCGCGGUCUACGGCCGUUGUUCGACGCAUUGAUCCGGUAGAAUCAUCCAGCAGCAAUUCCGGAAGAGCAAGCAGUACAGCUUCCGAAGAAAAAAGUACACGAGAACGGAUUUUACACUAUUUCCAUGCUGCAGGAAGUCAAUUGAAGGAAUACUGUCGGUUUGUAGGUCCCGGUUUUCUGAUUGCUGUUGCCUAUAUUGAUCCUGGUAAUUAUUCGACAGAUAUUGAUGCAGGAUCGAAGUUCCAAUACAAGCUCUUAUUUGUUAUUCUUUUGUCGAACUUUCUUGCAGUUUAUUUACAGUCACUAUGUUGUCGUCUUGGCUCCGUUUCAGGCUACGACUUGGCUCGUAAUUGUCGAGAGCAUUUUCCGAAAUACCUGUGCUGGACCUUCUACCUUCUAGCAGAAAUUGCAAUUAUCGCGACUGACAUGGCUGAGGUUAUUGGUACAGCUUUUGCAUUGAAAAUUUUAUUUAAGCUCCCUCUUCCUGGGGGUGUGGUUCUUACUAUUCUCGAUGUGUUGCUUACUUUGGUCGCAUGGCGUCCUGAUGGUCCAAUGCUGGGCAUUCGUUUAUUUGAAAUGGUUGUCGCUUUAUUGGUGCUUACUGUAGCCAUCUGUUUUGCUCUCGUGCUUGGUCGCGUAAACUUGGGCAGUGCUGGUCAUUUGUUUAAAGGCUUUCUUCCCUCCACUACGGUGUUCUCGCGCAGUGGUCUUUACUCAGGCAUUGGUAUUUUGGGUGCAACCGUGAUGCCUCAUUCCCUUUAUCUUGGUUCAGGUCUCGUUCAAUCGAGAUUGCGCGACUAUGACAUUAGACACAAUAUCGUUACGGCGGGCGACUUGAAUGAUCCAGACACCGAGUACAAACCAAGUUUUUCCGCCAUCAAUCACUCAUUGACAUUCUCCAUUGUGGAAGUUGCUUCCUCUCUUUUUACUUUUGCACUGUUUACCAAUUCAAGUAUCUUAAUUGUUGCUGGUGCCGUUCUGUAUAAUACACCGGAAGCAGACGCUUCGGAUCUAUUCACGAUUUAUGAAUUGUUCUCUAAGUAUGUGUCAAAAUCCGUUGGCAAACUUUUCGCUGUCGCACUUCUUCUCUCUGGCAUCAGUGCUGGUUACGUGUGUACCAUUUCGGGACAAAUGGUCAGUGAAGGCUACAUUAACUGGACGUGUAAGCCUUGGAUUCGUCGUACCGCAACUCGUCUAAUUGCUAUUAUUCCAUGUCUUGUUGUCACUUUAGGACUUGGCGAAAGUGGAUUGAACAGAGUUCUGAAUGCCAGUCAGGUUUGCUUAUCAAUCUUGCUUCCCUUCCUUACCUUUCCUCUAAUUCUUUUCACUAGUUCACGAAAAGUGAUGACGGUGCAAGAAUCUGAAUUUGUGUCUAACGGCGGCGAAAGCGAGUUGAAACAAAUUACACAUGAUUAUAGUUUGUCAUGGACGACAUCUGUCAUCAGUUGGCUGGUUUGGUUAUUCUUAGCAGCAAUUAACAUUCUUUUGAUUGUCUGGCUGGCUCUUGGAAUAUCAAACUAAACAAAAUCUCGUGAACGAGAGGGAAACUCGUUAUUGUUCUUUUUAUUAUUUUAUUAUGUACCCUUAAUGUUAAUUGUUCUAUCACAUUGAACAGACACAAAUUUUGGCUGUACACAAAAUCAAAAAUGAACAGGAUAACCAUUCCUGUUCCUCCACUUAUCGUAGACUAUAGACCGUACUUACUACAUAAAUAUGAGUUUUAAUUAUAAACAGGAAAACAGAUCCAAUAUUAAAAACAUAACGGCAAACCUAUAAGAAGAAGAUAUUUAAUUUACAUAUGUGUAAU
Schizosaccharomyces japonicus yFS275 is the source of this 2073-nucleotide messenger RNA. RefSeq names its product nramp family manganese ion transporter. Gene Ontology annotation, cellular component: membrane; plasma membrane. The coding region runs from base 225 to 1787 and encodes 520 amino acids. Lineage: Eukaryota; Fungi; Ascomycota; Schizosaccharomycetes; Schizosaccharomycetales; Schizosaccharomycetaceae. Gene Ontology annotation, biological process: metal ion transport; copper ion transport; intracellular copper ion homeostasis. The record is from RefSeq and is a predicted model, not a curated record. Gene Ontology annotation, molecular function: metal ion transmembrane transporter activity; solute:proton symporter activity; transmembrane transporter activity. The transcript has 2 exons.